AUGCUGAAGCAUGUAAGGCAGUUGGGGAGGAGCACAAAUGCCUUGGGGCCAGCUGCCUGCCAAUUGACAAGGCUUGGAUGCCAAAGUCUUUUGGAAGGCUUGGAAAAGCUGCAGACUGCCCCUGGCCCAAAUGCUGACCCUGGGGAUGCAGAGGUGGUGCCUGAGAACCCAGGGGCUGAACAUGUGGAGCAGGCAGAGGAGGAGCAGAGGCUUGCCUGCAAUUUUCAGAAGCCCUCUUGGAAAAGAGGCAAGCUUGAAGAAGCCUGCUGCAUCUCCCCAGCUUGCCAACAGAAGGCCAAGAGGGCCCACAAACAGUGGAGUGCCUUGGAGCAGGCAGACCCCAGCUCCCCAAGCCACUUGGUCAGCCAUCUGGAAGCCUUGGAAAAGGCCAAGGAUUUGGGAAAGUCCAAGGCCAAGCCCAAGGCCAAGGCCAAGGCAAGCCAGAGAAAGGACUUGGAAAAGUCCAAGGCAGUGGGUUUGGACAAGCCUACUGCCAAGCCCAAGGUGAUGGUUGAUUGGCACCAGACCUUGGAGAACUCUGGCAGGGUCAGCAGUGAAGACCUCUUUGCUUUGGAGCAACUCCUGGACAAAAGCUGA
Molecule: messenger RNA, 597 nt
Organism: Cladocopium goreaui
Lineage: Eukaryota; Dinophyceae; Suessiales; Symbiodiniaceae
Source: the annotation of a GenBank genome assembly